Styela clava is the source of this 12397-nucleotide messenger RNA. The record is from RefSeq and is a predicted model, not a curated record. Lineage: Eukaryota; Metazoa; Chordata; Ascidiacea; Stolidobranchia; Styelidae.
AAGUGAUAUGGCUGUUGAUGAUAUUCAAAUGUAUGAUGGAAAUUGUGAAGCUUUUGAAGGAAUUCUACACACUUGUGAUUAUCAAUCCAGCACAAUAUGUGGAUACAACCAAGAUGUAGAUGAUCAAUUAAACUGGUCUAGACAAAAAGGAGCGACUAGUUCCGCAUCAACUGGACCACAGAAUGAUCACACCUAUGGCACGCCAGAUGGAUACUACAUGUACUUAGAGACUUCUACUGGAGCACUAGGAUUUAAGGCCAGACUAGUUGGACCUGAACAACCAUCUGAGGAUGGGCACCAUUGUGUUGAAUUUUUCUAUCAUAUGUAUGGUGCAGAUAUUGGAAAAUUGACAGUUUAUCAACGUGCGGAGGAAAAAGGUGGAACUGAUGUAUGGAGAUGGCAAAUGGAUGGUAAUCAGGGUGAUAAAUGGAUGAUAGCAAGAGUCAAUUUUCCAUCUAUAUAUGAUUAUAGUGUGGUAUUUGAAGCAACUCGAGGAAGCAGUUUUGGUGGAGACAUUGCUAUUGAUGAUGUCACAAUAUUACAGAAAGCUUGCCCUUCUUUAUUGGACUGCACUUUUGAAGAUGAUCCAUGUGCAUGGAAUAAUUUACCUAAAGGAAUUGAUGAAUUUGACUGGAUUGAAAAUAGAGGUGAUACAUUAACAGGAGGGACUGGGCCAUCAGGCGACCAUACAACUGGCACUGGAUACUACAUGUUCAUUGAGACAAGCUCACCCCAAAAGCUUGGGGACAGAGCAAGAUUGCAAAGUCAACAAGUGAAUUCAUUCAGUGGAACAUAUUGUUUUAAGUUUUAUUUUAAUAUGAAUGGAGUCUCAGUUGGUGGAUUAAGGGUUUCUCAAGUUUUUAAAGAUUCUAACGACACUAUUUGGUUUUAUGGGAAUGAAAACCUUGGUGACCAGUGGACACUCGGAUCUGUACCAGUAACCGCAACUGAAACGUUUAUGCUUGUGGUUGAAGGUAUAGUUGGAUCAAGUAUAACAGGAGAUAUUGCUAUUGAUGAUUUUACAUGGACAUCUGGGACUUGUACUAUCCAACCAGCUGGUGCUGUCCCUCCACCUCCUACAACUCCUCCACCACUUUCCUUUGAUUGCAAUUUUGAUACUGAUCAAUGUGCAUGGGCAAAUGACAAAGCAGAUGAUUUUGAUUGGAUUCGUCGUACUGGUGGGACACCUUCAAAUCCUACUGGCCCUACUGCUGAUGUUUCUGGUUCUGGAUAUUACAUGUACAUAGAAUCAUCUAGUCCACAAACUUCAAACAAAAAAGCAAGACUCAAAGCUUCAUAUACUCAGACAGGACAACAGUGCAUUACCUUCUACCGACACAUGUAUGGUUCUUCAAUGGGAACACUGAAUGUUUAUCUACAGUAUGGUAGUUCACUGCCAUCAUCACCCUACUGGACGCGAUCUGGGAACACUGGAAAUCAGUGGAUUCCAACUAAUAUUACUGUGAAUCCUACUCAAGCUUUUACUAUUGUGUUCGAGGGUGUUGUUGGUUCAAGUUAUCUAAGUGACAUUGCUAUAGAUGAGAUCACAAUAUCAGAUGGACUGUGUGGUGUUCAACAACCUCAAGAUGGUUAUAUUUGCAUAUUUGAGUCAGAUCAAUGUGGCUAUACUAACGACCCAUCAGAUAAUUUUGACUGGACAUAUCAACAAGGUGGUACAACAUCAGGACAUAAAGGACCUGCUACAGACCACACAUUAGGCACAACUUCAGGAUACUAUUUUCUGAUGGAUGGUUCUGCUGGUCAAACAAGUGGACAAAAAGCUAAUUUGAUAUCAAAAUCAUAUUUGCUAAACCAUGCUGAUGCUUGUAUCGAGUUCUUUUAUCAUAUGUAUGGAAAUAGCCCUGCAACUUUCCAAGUUUUCUAUAAAUUAGAAACUUCAUCUGGAAAUGGACCUGAAAUAUUUUCUAAAACUGGGAAUCAAGGUAAUCAGUGGUUACCAGCUAGAGCGACAUUUACACCUGGUAUUGGUAUUGCUUUCAAUCUAAUAUUUGCUGCCACACAAGGAUCCGGACCAGAUUUUCACAUUGCCAUUGACGAUGUUGCUGUGGUCGGUGGUUCAUGUAGUGUUUUGGGAACAUGCUCAUUUGAAGCUGGUCUCUGUACAUGGACACAACUAACUGGAGAAGAUGACUUUGAUUGGUCUUGGAAUCAGGAUUCAACUCCUUCAUCAGGCACUGGGCCAGAUAAUGAUCACACAAAUGGUGAUUCCAGUGGAGCUUAUUUGUUUGUUGAAUCUUCCAUUCCAAGAGCAUUGGGAGACCGUGCUCGAAUUAUUAGUGAACAAUACCCUUCAACAACAGGAGAUUGCUUCACAUUCUUUUACCAUAUGUACGGGACAACAAUCGGAACUCUUAACGUACUCAUUAGAGAUGCUUCAGGGGUGGAUAAAGUAAUAUGGAGUUUGUCAGGGGAACAAGGUAAUUUGUGGAAGGAUGCUCAAGUCACUGUUGUAUCUUCAUCAAUUUAUUAUUUGAUUGUGGAAGGCGUCAUAGAUCAGCCUACUUAUGGAGACACAGCAAUAGAUGAUUUUACUAUAACUAUUGGUCAAUCAUGCACAAAAGGAUCAGUUUAUCCACCAGAAGCCUCACCUUUACCAGCAACAAAUCCUCCGACAACUAUUGCUCCUGGCACACCAGACAUACCAGGCUUCACAUGUAAUUUUGAACAGAAGAAUAUGUGUGGAUGGACAAAUGCACAAACUGAUGAUUUUGAUUGGGCAGUUCAAGAAUCUGGAUCUGGAUUGCUUAAUACUGGACCUCAAGGAGACCACUCAACAGGAACUGGUAAAUACCUCUGGGCACUUGGAAAUGGAAAACAGCAUUUUGAUACGGCACAUGUGAUCAGUCCUACCAUUGUUACUAUUGGUAAUGGACAAAGAUGUAUGGAAUUUUUUUACUCAAUGCAUGGAUCCAAUAUAGAAAAUCUAUAUGUCUUCUUCAUGGAAGAAGGAAUACGAUACAACGUGUGGACAAGAGAUAGUGAUCAAGGAAUUGACUGGCAUAGGGCUCGUGUAAAUCUUCCAACUGAUUUAAACACACCAUCUGUUGAUGAGGUUCAUAUUGAAGCAGUUCGUGGUAUUGAUGAUAAAUCUGGUGUUGGAAUUGAUGAUAUUUAUAUUCAUAAUGGAACUUGUGAUGAUUAUGAUAUUUGCUGGGACACAUCUGAAAGCACUAACAUGGUAUGGGGUUUGAUUCCCGGCCCAAGACAACAAAAUCCACCAGAUACAUUUUACUUUGGAGAAUACGGAGAUGACUAUUAUCGAUGUGCAGAAGCUUGUUCAAAGACUGAAGGAUGUGUCGCAUGGACACUACAUAUGACAGAAUUUCAUUCAAGUUAUGCAGGACAAUGUUAUGGCAGGAGCGAUUUCUCUGAUACAAAAGUUGAUGAGACUUAUGUAACCAGUGGAACACUAAAAGACUGUGAUCAAAAAUUGCCAUAUGGAAGGACAUGCCAAUUUGAUGACAAAACGAUAUGUGGUUUCACCCAAAAUACUGAUGAUGAUUUCGAAUGGACAAGAACUUACUCUGGAACUGGUGGAACAGGAACUGGGCCAACAUUUGAUCACACAUAUGGAACAAUAUAUGGACUCUACAUGUACAUUGAGACAUAUUUCAAAGCACCUGGAGAUAUUGCAAGAAUUACAUCACCUGUGUUUCUACCUCCUUCAAAUGGUGGUGAAACAUGUGCUCAUUUCCAUUAUCAUAUGUAUGGUGCUCAUAUCGGUCGCUUGAAUGUAUACAUCAAAGAUGAAUUUGGCAGUAUAACAACCCCGGCUUGGUCAAGAUCUGCUCAAAAAGACAAUGAAUGGUUACCAGCACAUGUGCCAAUAAAUCCUCUGGGAAAACGAUAUCAGAUUGUAUUUGAGGGUAUUGUGGGACAAGCUUAUGAUGGUGAUAUUGCCAUUGACGACUUUGGAAUUGAAGAAAAUUCCUGUGGUUCUCCGGGAGAUUGUGAUUUCUCUGAGCACUGCACCUGGCAUAAUACUAAAUUAAAUGAUGAUUUCCAAUGGAUUCAAGGUGCAGGAAAAUCGAGUUCAAGUUCAAAUAGUGGACCUACAGCAGACCACACAACUGGAGAUGCUACUGGUCGAUAUUAUUUUGUUGAGACAAGUUAUCCGAGAACAGCAGGAGAUAAAGCUCGAUAUGUAUCAGAAUGGUUUGGUCAAACAACAUAUAGCGGAAGAUGUAUGAAUUUUUAUUAUCAUAUGUUGGGAAAUGGAAUGGGAACAUUGAGAGUUUACAUGCAGCAGCCGACACUAGAUGGAACUAAAACCACUGUAAUGUUAUUGUGGCAACUUAGUGGUGAUCAAGGCUCUGGAUGGCAAACUGGAAGAUUACAUGUCAGAAGUACCGACAGGGAAUAUAGGGUCGUAUUCGAAGCCGAACUUGGUAGUUCAAUCAAUUCUGAUAUUGCAAUCGAUGAUGUCAGUUUCAUUUCUGGUUCUUGCUCUGUGCUUCCACCUAUUGCUGAACAACCAACACCCACUGCGCCACCUACCGAUUUUCCAAUAGGAAGUACAUUGCCAACAUCAGAAUCAUCCCCAGCGGAUUGUACAUUCGAAUCUGGCUUUUGCCAAUGGAAUGAACCUCAACCUGGUUCUGUUCCAUGGUCGAGAGUCUCUGGAAGCUCUCAAGCAUCACCUACUGCCCCAAAUGUUGAUGUCACAACUGGGACAAGUUCUGGAUACUAUUUGUACAUGUAUGCUGAUCCAGGAUUAUAUGGAUUUGGUGGUCAAAUAUACAGUCCACUUAUUGAUUUAUCUGCAGUACCACACUGCUUAACAUUCUGGUUCAGAAUGUAUGGAACACCUAAUAACAGACUUAGAGUACGAAUUGCACCAACGGUUACAGUGAACAGUGGCCAACUAUUAUGGUCACGUCAGAAUAGUGAUGUUUUAGAUCCUAGUUGGUACAGACAACAAAUUACAAUUCAACCGAUCACUCCUUCUCAGUACAUUAGCUUUCAAGGAAAUGUAUAUGGCGACAUUGCUAUUGAUGAUGUUCGACUUACAACUGGUGAAUGUUCUUACCAUGAACUUAACCACUGUGACUUUGAGGAUGAAUCUUUAUGUUCUGCUAAAAAUGAUCCGACAAAUCUUCAUGAUUGGCAGCUUGGAAGUGGCCAUAAUUUAGUAUCUUAUUCGAAAGCUCCGCAAACAGAUCAUUCACUUGAUACAUCUAUUGGAAAUUACAUGUAUAUGGCUGCAUUGCAAGGAUAUACAUCUGGUGAAAGAAUAAGAUUUUUCCUUCAAACGGCACCUCCAACCACUGGACAAUGCUUGGAAUUUUGGUAUUACAUGCAUGGCAGUUUUGUUGGUAUAUUAUAUGUGUAUCUCCAACGAGAUUCAAACUUAGGUGCUCCAAUUUGGGGAAUGACUGGUGACCAGGGAGAUGUAUGGAAUGUGGCUCAAGUGUCUGUUAGCAGUGUCAGCUACUUUGAGGUGGCAUUUGAAGGAGUUGUUGGUGGAUCACAAAGUGACACUAAUCCUGACAUCAUUGCCUUUGAUGAUAUUUUAUUGCGGAAUGGAGCAUGUCCAAUACAAGGAAAUUGUGAUUUUGAAAAUGGAGCCUGUACAUGGAAAAACAAUGCUGUUGGAUCACCUGCUUCUGGAAUUGAUCCAGCUGAUUAUGAUUGGCUCAUUGGACAGGGACCACCACGUUAUUCUAGUGAUGGACCCGAUAUUGAUCACACAUAUGGAACCACUCUGGGUCAUUAUUUAUAUUUUGGACACUCUCAACCUCACUCAGAUGGUGAGGUGGCACAGAUGUAUUCAGCAACAUUGCCAUCAAAUCAUGCUCAUUGUGUGAGAUUUUAUUACCAUAUGAAUGGAGUUGAUACAGGAGCAUUGAAUGUAUAUAUCAGUGAGCACACUGGCAUACUUUUUAAUCUCAACAUAAAAUGGAGUUUGUCUGGGGACCAAGGAGAUUUCUGGAGAGAAGGAUCGGUACCAUUGUCAGAUAUGGCCAACUCUUAUAAGAUUGUCUUUGAAUAUGUUUUGACAUCUGGAUUUAAUGGACAUGCCGCCAUUGAUGACAUUCAAUUUCUGCAAUUUUCUUGCACUGUUCAACCAACGGAAGCAGGAGAUGGUAUAUAUACCACACCAAAACCUGCUACAACUCUUGCAACAACAAGAGCACCAAUACCAGCAGGACCAUUCAAUUGUGAUUUUGAGUCAGGUCUUUGUCAGUACACACAGUCCAAGCAAGAUGUCUUUGAUUGGACUCGUGAUGCAGGAGGAACAGCAUCUCUAGAUACUGGUCCACCAUUUGAUCACACACUUGGUACUGCAGCUGGUUAUUAUAUGUACAUUGAGGCAUCAACAACUUUAACAGGAGAUACUGCAAAACUUGUGAGUGGAAUGGGACCAUCAACAAGAGGAUCUUGCCUACAUUUCUGGUACCAUGCUUAUGGACGGGAUGUUGACACAUUGUCUGUGUAUCUGAAAAAAUCAACAGACACCAACAAUGGUACAAUAAUAUGGAAGCACACUGGCACACUUGCUAAUGUUUGGUUUCCAGCUAUUGUCGAUAUCAUUAGUGAUGUGAAUUAUCAGAUCAUUUUUGAAGGAACUCGAGGUGUAUCAUACUAUGGGGAUAUUGCUAUUGAUGAUAUUGAGAUGGUACUUGGCUUAUGUCCUCCACCCAAAGAUGCUGAGUUAUAUUGCACAUUUGAAGAUGAUCUUGCAUGUGGUUGGACUCAGGAUCAAGAUGAUGACUUCAAUUGGGUACAAACAUCUGGAGGUACAAGCAGUGUUGACACAGGUCCAACAUAUGAUCAUACAUAUGGCACAACAUAUGGUAGAUAUAUGUAUAUAGAGGCAUCUUCUCCACAAGUUGAAGGUGAUCUUGCUCGAAUGACAAGUCGUGUAUAUACUCAAUCAAGCAACAGUGGUGGAGGAGCUGAAUGCAUUACAUUUUACUAUCAUAUGUAUGGAGAGCAUGUGGGAACAUUGCGCCUGUAUGAACUAUUGACACCAGGAGCUGCACUAGGAACACCAAUUUGGUCAAUGACUGGGGAUCAAGGCAAUGGAUGGCGUGUGGCGCAGGUGAAUUUCUUGAAUCCUGGCUCUUACCAAUUGGUAUUUGAGGGAGAAGUUGGGUACUCAUUCUACGGUGAUAUGGCACUUGAUGAUAUAAUUAUAACAACUGGAACAUGUGAAUCAAUUGCUUCAUGUACUUUCGAAAAGGGUUUGUGUACCUUUGUCAAUGAUCGAGAAUAUGAUGGAAUGGAUUGGUUACUGGGUUCUGGAUCAGCAGUUGAUCCAUUAGCUGCACCUCCUAUUGAUCAUACUUAUGGAACUGAUAUGGGCCACUAUCUUUAUAUCUACUCACCCAAAGACCCGUACUACCAAUCUGCAUGGCUUAAUUCUACAAUGCUGGUACCAACUUAUGGAACAGGAUGCUUGAGUUUUUGGUAUUACUUGGCUGGAGAUCAGGUCGGGACAUUGAGUGUAUAUGUCGACCAAGGAAUACCAGGAACACAUGAUUCGUAUGACGGAACAAAGUUUUAUGAAAUGUGGCAACAGUAUUUUAAACCUUCUAAUGGAUGGAAAAAUGCACAGAUGACACUGGCUAGUAGUAUUGAGUGGCGUUACAUUAUAGAGGGAACAACAUCAUAUCAGAUUGGAACUAUGAUGGCAAUUGAUGAUGUUAAAUUUACUGACAACACCAAGUGUGAUUUAAUGCCUGAAGAUGCUUAUCCUACAGGAUAUGCUCUGGGAUUAAUUGAUUGCCCCUUUUAUUCUGGAUCAAUUUGCAGUUGGAAACAAAGUUCAGAUGAUGAUUUCAACUGGACUCUGAGGAAAGGAUCAACAACUAGUGAUAGCACAGGACCAUCUGGUGAUCAUACAACAGGAGAUGAUUAUUAUCUGUAUAUUGAAGCAUCUUCACCCAGAGUACAGGGUGACAGAGCUCUGAUAUAUUCUUCAUGGGUUCCACCGAUGUCAACUGGUGGUUGUUUAACAUUCUGGUACCAUAUGUAUGGAUAUGCUAUCGAUAACCUGAAUGUGUACCUGGAGUAUAGCUCUGGAGAAAUUUUUCACAUUUGGAACAGAGAAGGACAACAAGCAAAUUACUGGCUGGAAGGGAAACGAUCUUUGGAAACCUAUAGUCCAACUAGAUUAUGGUUUGAAGGAAUUGUCGGUGAAAAAGUUUCUGGAGAUAUAGCAAUUGAUGACAUUUCACUUGUUACUGGGAGGUGUCCUCCAGAUGGCACUUGCACUUUUAAUGCUGAUUUUUGUCACUGGACUCAAGAUUUAGCUGAUGAUUUUCAAUGGAGCAGAGAUAGAAAUGGAACUUCUUCAUCUGGCACUGGACCACCACAUGAUCAUACUACUGGAACUGAAAAUGGAUACUAUGCAUUCAUUGAAACAUCAUUACCUCGAGUACAAGGAGAGAAAGCUCGUCUCAUUAGUGAAGUGUAUCCAGCUGGAAGUCGUCAUUGUCUUGGAUUCUGGUACCACAUGUAUGGCUCUUAUAUUGGAUCAUUGACUGUGUAUGUCAAACCUGUUUCUCAAGCUCUAUCAGUAGCACAUAUAGUAUGGAAGAAAACUGGUGCACAAGGAAAUUUAUGGAGAUAUUCUUCUGUGUCUGCUACAAUGUUACAGGAUGACUACCAGGUCAUCAUCGAGGGCGAAGUUGGAGCUAGUUGGUCAGGGGAUAUUGCAAUUGAUGAUGUUAAAAAUGAUAUUGGUGAAUGUUCUCCACAAGGUGUUUGUACGUUUGAAGAAGGCCUUUGUACUUGGACUAAUGUGAGAGAUCCAGUUUAUGAUCAAUUUGAUUGGCUGAGAAACACUGGGAAAACAGGAAGUGUCGGAACUGGUCCAAUUGUUGAUCAUACGUCUGGAACAAAUGGAGGAUAUUACAUCUAUAUUGAAACCAGUCCAACUCAUUCACUAGAAGGAGAUAAAGCUUGGUUGAUGAGUGAAGUAUAUGAAGCAACAGAUAAAAUGUGUUUGACAUUCUGGUAUCAUAUGUUUGGUGAAAGAGUUGCUGACCUCAGUGUUUACAUUGCACAUGAUACUCAGAAUACAUUACAUUUGCAAGGACCAAUUUGGCAUAUGUUUGGUGUUCAAGGUGACUAUUGGUUACCAGCCGCUGUAAAUGUCUCUUCAACACAGAGAUUUUUCAUUAUAUUUGAAGCAAUUACUGGAGAUGAUGGUUACACUGGUGAUAUUGCACUAGAUGAUAUUGCUGUAAUACUAUCGAAAUGUGAAGCACUGCCAUCUCCAACUUUGCCACCUAUUAACAACCCCACACCUCCACCUACACCAUGGGAUUGUGAUUUUGAAGAUGGAAUAUUAUGUGACUGGUCAAAUGAUGCUGCUAAUGCAAUGAACUGGACAAGAUGGCAAGGAAAUUCACCUGGAUUAAAUGCUGGCCCUCAUACUGAUCACACAACCCUUAGUACUGCGGGUCAUUAUGUUUAUAUUGAUGUAUCUAUUGUGGGUCAAGACCAACCAGGAGAUGCAUUAUUUAGAGGGCCAGAUGUUACAGCAUAUGAUGCUUCAGGAGCUUGUCUGACAUUCUGGUAUUUUAUGUAUGGGCCUAAGGUUAAUUCUUUGCGAAUAUUUGUUGAACAAAGGGAUGCUGUGACUGGUACUGUUUGGGUGAGAUCUGGAACAAGAGAACAAAAAUGGCAUCAUGGGCAGGUUCACAUUCGUCGUGCUGGUGUAUGGAACGCAGUAUUCAAAGCAUCUCGACAAGAUGGUAUGGCUGGGGAAAUAGCAUUAGAUGACAUCAAAUUCAUUGUUGGUGCUUGUCCUGCUACAACUAAAUGUGAUUUUGAAGACAACAUGUGUGGAUUUGAAGAUGAUCCAGCAAGUGAUUUUACUUGGACAAGGCGCAAGGGUCCUACACCUACUGCUGGCACAGGUCCACCUGUUGAUCACACCACAUACACAACCUCUGGUUAUUAUUUGUACGUUGAAUCCACUAACCAGAAAUCAAGUGAUACAGCUCGAAUUGCUAGUGCUCUCAGACCUGCCAGUCCUAAUGGAGCCUGCGUUUUCUUCUGGUAUCAUAUGCAUGGCAGUGGAGUAGGAACAUUGAGAUUGUUGUAUGAUGAUGGAGUUGAACACUCACGAUAUACUGUUUAUGGAAAUCAAAGUGUGGAAUGGAAAAGAGGAUCAAUGGAAGUUAUUACAACAAAUCCAUGGCAGAUCAUUUUUGAAGCAAUCAUUGGCUCACCAGAUCAGAGUGAUAUUGCUAUUGAUGAUAUUGAAGUAACAGAAAACACAGAUUGUCUUUACCCUGGGAUAGCUGAUUUCGAAUCAGGUAUAGGUGGAUGGGUUAAUACACAAUCAGAUGAUUUUGACUGGGUUCUGACCAGUGGAAGUACACCAACGAUUAAUACUGGACCUUCUGGUGACCAUUCAACUGGAAAAGGUGGCUAUGCAUACAUUGAAGCAUCAUAUCGCAGCCCUGGAGAUAAGGCUCAGUUAAUAAGUGAAGAUUUUAUACAUUGGAACUCAGAUAUUACUGAUGAUCAUUGUGUUAACUUCUGGUAUCAUAUGUAUGGCUCAUCUGUUGGAACAUUGAGACUCGUCAUGAUGUAUGGAUCUGAAAUGGGAUACAGUAACUCUUUGUGGAAUGCAACUGGCAGUCAAGGCAAUGCUUGGCAAUCUCAACAAAUUCAAAUCAACACAUAUGGAACAUUCUAUUUGAUAUUUGAAGGAGAAGUGGGUCUCGGAGAAGAAGGCGAUAUUGCUAUUGAUGAUAUACUUAUAAGAAGAGGCCAAUGUGUAACAUCAAGUCCACCAACAACUAGUACAUGUGGAGCUGGCGAUACAACAACAAUUUCCAGUACUCAAGUUUGUGACUUUGUGCAAGAUUGUGCAAACAACUAUGACGAAGGAACUUGUGGUGCUUGUGAUUUUGAAACUGGUCAGUGUGGAUGGAUUAGUCUUACUUCAGGAAGCUAUGUGUGGAAUCGAGAUAAUGGAGGAACAUCAAGUAUAGUUUCCGGACCAUCUGUCGAUCACACUGUUGGAACAUCUCUUGGCUACUAUAUGGCCGUUGAAGCAUCAAAUGGAGGUCGUGGUAGUGAAGCAGUUAUGUUAACACCAGCUUUACAGCAAUCUAAAGAUACUUGUCAGUUGAUUUUCUGGUUCCACAUGAAAGGUCGUGGUUUCACAGAAACUCUUCUGAAUCCUAACCCUGGAAAAUUAUCAGUAUUUUUGACAUUGACAACUGUUGGUCGUACCUUCCCAGUGUGGGAGCACAGUCAAGAUGAGGGUGAUAUCUGGAUACAAGGAAAUGUUUUUAUAGGACGUGUAACUCAACCUUUCUUGCUCUCAUUUGUUGGAACUCGUAGUGCGAGUGGACCUAGCGAUUUAGCAGUUGAUGAUAUCUCAUAUACUGGAUGUGCAUUGCCGAUACCACAGACAUCUUGUUCAUCAGAUGAAUACAGAUGUGGCAAUGGAGCUUGUAUACCAAGUGCAUAUGUUUGUGAUUUAACUGAUAAUUGUGGUGAUGGAACAGAUGAGUCAUCUUGCAGUCAAUACACAACUUGUGAUUUUGAACAAGAUUUUUGCACAGGUUAUAAUUCUGGGGAUGGUGAUUUUGACUGGGAAUGGAGAUCUGCUGAUCAGACUCAUACAACAGGGACUGGGCCAAGCAGAGAUCACACAACCAAUACAGAUACAGGAUAUUUUCUGUACAUGAAUGCUGCACGUCCGAAUUAUCCGGACGAUACAGCAGUUUUUACAUUCCCACCAAUUCAAGCAACUGUAACUCUACCUUACUGUGUAAUGACUUUCUAUUACCACAUGAUUGGAAGACAUGUUGGAGAAUUGACAUUUUACAAACGAACAAGGGUUGGAGGGCCAUGGAUAAAAGUCUGGUACAGAAAAGAAGCUCUUGAACAAGACUACUUUGCAAGAAGGGAAAUCACACUAGCGGAUGCUGAAAAUUUUCAGGUUAUGAUUGAAGGAAAAGUUGGAAACGGACACGAAGGAGACAUUGCAAUUGAUGAUAUUGUUUUCAGUCCUGGAUGUGUAUUUAUUGGUGGAUCACUACCAGCAGGGACAACACCACCUCCAACUCCUUCACCAUGUGACGUUGGUGAAGCUGUUUGUGAUGACAGAUCAACAUGCAUUGCAUUAUCCAAGGUUUGUGAUUACAUAGCUGACUGCCCUUCUGGACUAGGUGAUGAAAAUCAAUGUGCAACAUGUACUUUUGAAGAGAAUACUUGUGGUUGGACUGAUAUUAGCUCUGGUACUUGGGCUUGGUUGAGAGAAGAAGCUUUGCACGUCAUAGACCCACAAGGACCACAGGUUGACCACACAACAAGUACACCACAAGGCAAGAUAUUUGUGAAUCGAGGAAUACAUUAUAUAUUCAAGAUAUUUUUCUUAAUUUCAUUACAUGCAGUGUAG